Molecule: messenger RNA, 2136 nt
Organism: Budorcas taxicolor (takin)
Lineage: Eukaryota; Metazoa; Chordata; Mammalia; Artiodactyla; Bovidae
Gene: LRRC4B
Product: leucine rich repeat containing 4B
Exons: 2
Coding region: 1-2136 (711 amino acids)
Biological process (GO): synaptic membrane adhesion; regulation of postsynaptic density assembly; regulation of presynapse assembly
Cellular component (GO): postsynaptic density membrane; glutamatergic synapse; plasma membrane
Molecular function (GO): signaling receptor binding
Source: RefSeq, a predicted model, not a curated record
AUGGCGCGCGCCCGCGGCUCCCUGUGCCCCCCACUGCCGCCCGGUAGGAUGUCCUGGCCCCAUGGGGCCCUGCUGUUCCUCUGGCUCUUCUCCCCGCCUCUGGGGGCCGGCGGGGGCGGCAUGGCCCUGACAUCUGCUGCCGGAGGGGGCGCCCCGCCGGCCACCUCCUGCCCUGCAGCCUGCUCCUGCAGCAACCAGGCCAGUCGGGUAAUCUGCACCAGGAGAGAGCUGGCGGAAGUCCCGGCCAGCAUCCCCGUCAACACACGGUACCUGAACCUGCAGGAGAACGGCAUUCAGGUGAUCCGGACGGACACGUUCAAGCACCUUCGGCACCUGGAGAUCCUACAGCUGAGCAAGAACCUGGUGCGCAAGAUCGAGGUGGGCGCCUUCAACGGGCUGCCCAGCCUCAACACCCUGGAACUGUUUGACAACCGGCUGACGACGGUGCCCACGCAGGCCUUCGAGUACCUGUCCAAGCUGCGCGAGCUCUGGCUGCGGAACAACCCCAUCGAGAGCAUCCCGUCGUACGCCUUCAACCGCGUGCCCUCGCUCCGCCGCCUCGACCUGGGCGAGCUCAAGCGGCUGGAGUACAUCUCGGAGGCGGCCUUCGAGGGCCUGGUGAACCUGCGCUACCUCAACCUGGGCAUGUGCAACCUCAAGGACAUCCCCAACCUGACGGCCCUGGUGCGCCUGGAGGAGCUGGAGCUGUCCGGCAACCGGCUGGACCUCAUCCGCCCGGGCUCCUUCCAGGGCCUGACCAGCCUGCGCAAGCUGUGGCUGAUGCACGCCCAAGUGGCCACCAUCGAGCGCAACGCCUUCGACGACCUCAAGUCGCUGGAGGAGCUCAACCUGUCCCACAACAACCUGAUGUCGCUGCCCCACGACCUCUUCACGCCCCUGCACCGCCUGGAGCGCGUCCACCUCAACCACAACCCCUGGCACUGCAACUGCGACGUGCUGUGGCUCAGCUGGUGGCUCAAGGAGACGGUGCCCAGCAACACGACAUGCUGCGCGCGCUGCCACGCGCCCGCCGGCCUCAAAGGGCGCUACAUCGGCGAGCUGGACCAGUCGCACUUCACCUGCUACGCGCCGGUCAUCGUGGAGCCGCCCACGGACCUCAACGUCACCGAGGGCAUGGCCGCCGAGCUCAAGUGCCGCACGGGCACGUCCAUGACCUCCGUCAACUGGCUGACGCCCAACGGCACCCUCAUGACGCACGGCUCGUACCGCGUGCGCAUCUCCGUCCUCCACGACGGCACGCUCAACUUCACCAACGUCACCGUGCAGGACACGGGCCAGUACACCUGCAUGGUGACGAACUCGGCCGGCAACACCACGGCCUCGGCCACGCUCAACGUCUCGGCCGUGGACCCCGUGGCGGCUGGAAGUGCUGGCGGCGCGGGCGGCGGCGCCGGGGGCGGCCCCGGAGGCGGGGGCGGCGGCUACACCUACUUCACCACCGUGACGGUGGAGACCCUGGAGACGCAGCCCGGAGAGGAGGCCCUGCAGCCGCGCGGGACCGAGAAGGAGCCGCCGGGGCCCACGACGGACGGCGUCUGGGGCGGGGGCAGGCCCGGAGAGGGGGCAGGCCAGGCCUCCUCGUCCACCACGGCGCCCGCCCCUCGCUCCUCGCGGCCCACGGAGAAGGCGUUCACCGUGCCCAUCACGGACGUGACGGAGAACGCCCUCAAGGACCUGGAUGACGUCAUGAAGACCACCAAGAUCAUCAUCGGCUGCUUCGUGGCCAUCACGUUCAUGGCCGCCGUGAUGCUCGUGGCCUUCUACAAGCUGCGCAGGCAGCACCAGCUGCACAAGCACCACGGGCCCACGCGCACGGUGGAGAUCAUCAACGUGGAGGACGAGCUGCCCGCCGCCUCCGCCGUGUCCGUGGCCGCCGCCGCCGCCGUGGCGGGCGGGGGCGGCGUGGGCGGGGACAGCCACCUGGCCCUGCCCGCGCUGGAGCGCGACCACCUCAACCACCACCACUACGUGGCGGCCGCCUUCAAGGCGCAUUACAGCAGCAACCCCAGCGGCGGGGGCUGCGGGGGCAAGGGCCCGCCUGGCCUCAACUCCAUCCACGAACCUCUGCUCUUCAAGAGCGGCUCCAAGGAGAACGUGCAAGAGACGCAGAUCUGA